Penicillium maclennaniae is the source of this 3858-nucleotide messenger RNA. RefSeq names its product putative raffinose synthase protein Sip1. Gene Ontology annotation, molecular function: oxidoreductase activity. Bases 1 to 3858 code for a protein of 1285 amino acids. The record is from RefSeq and is a predicted model, not a curated record. The transcript is spliced from 5 exons. NCBI's taxonomy places the organism in Eukaryota, Fungi, Ascomycota, Eurotiomycetes, Eurotiales, Aspergillaceae.
AUGGCUCCCUCGACUAUGAAACAAUGGUUGGUGGAAAGCAAGGAGAAGGAUUUCGACGGACUUGUUUUCAACAAGGCCGCGCCGGUGCCGAAAGUCGGUGAGAAUGAGGUGUUGGUGAAGCUUCACGCUGCGUCGUUGAAUUACCGCGACCUGAUCAUUCCCAAGGGUAGAUAUCCAUUCCCCUCUAAGUUCCCUGUGGUCCCUGGAUCCGAUGGUUCUGGUGAGGUUGUUGAGGUCGGAUCCAAAGUCACCGAAUUCAAGAAGGGUGACCACGUUGCGACCUUGUUCAACCAGGGCCACCAGUUCGGCGCGGUCGAUAUCCCCGCGUCCGUCACCGGGUUGGGCGGUGUGAUCGAUGGUACAUUGCGCGAAUAUGGCGUUUUCAACGCGUCGGGCCUUGUCAAGGCUGCAAAGAACCUGAAUGCCCUCGAGAACAGUACCCUCAGUUGUGCUGCUCUCACAGCUUGGAAUGCCCUGUAUGGCUUGAAGCCUCUGAAACCGGGCGACGUCGUCCUCGUGCAGGGAACCGGUGGUGUCAGUAUGUUCGGUCUGCAGUUUGCUAAAGCCGCGGGUGCAACCGUGAUCGCCACAACCUCGUCCGCCUCCAAGGCUGACAAGCUGAAGAAAUUGGGUGCCCACCACAUCAUUAACUAUAAGGAAGACGCGAACUGGGGCGAGACUGCUCGCAAAUUGACUCCGGAUUGCGCGGGCGUGGACCACAUUGUUGAGGUCGGCGGACCUGGCACUCUCACGCAAAGCUUCAAGGCCAUCAAGUACGAGGGCGUGAUCAGCGUGAUUGGUUUCAUCGGCGGCAUGAAGGGUCAGGACCAGCCCACUGUCCUGGAUACCCUCAGCAACAUUUGCACUGUUCGCGGCGUCUACGUCGGCAGCAAGCAGCUGAUGAGGGAUAUGAUCCGGGCUAUCGAGGCCAAUGAUAUUCACCCCGUGGUGGACGAGAAAGUGUUCACUCUCGAACAGGCUCGGGAAGCCUACGAGCACAUGAUCCCGAGCUGCUACUUUGGUACCCCAUCCGUGAUCCCGAUGGAGGUCAAUGCUAGUGACGCGACUUCCACACUUCCAAUCCUUGGAGCUAGCCAGCACCCCAUACCCCAACGUCCAGUAUUCGCUCGACCGGUCCAGAUGGGCUUGUUCGCCCGAGUGACAAGCUACCCACCGCUGGGACAGACCACUUGCAUCCAAAGAGCACAGAGACGAUUACGGACAGAAGAAGAUGAUGAGGUCAAAUUUACCGUCGUCGUAGAAUCAAGCGCAACUUUCCCAGCGCAGUCUUGGGAAGUCCAGAUAUGGCACAACGUCACCAGCUCUCAAUGGACAGCUCUCCCAUUGAAUCAAGUUGAUCCUUCGCAUGCGCCAUUACUGACUGGAAGCGAGGACGAAUAUAACCACCAUCGUCAUGUCUUCUCAAACAGACUCGCGCUCCCAACCGCCGGCUGUCAUGCUCAAUUCACCGUGCGAUUCCGGACCAGUCCGGAUGCGGAAUGGCAAUGGGCCAACCAGCAACAUCCUGUCAGCGAUGGCGAGCUCGUAUGCGGCCCAAAAACCUCGAAGUUGGAGAGAUAUUGGCUGUCUGAACCGUCAUCGCGUGAUGCAAAGGAUGAGCUUUCAAAGUAUAUCGAUGGUCUCCCUUCUGAAGUACAGAUUCACGUGAGAAAAAGUGAAGCACCUGGGUCUCUGCUAUGGGAGAUUACUGGAAGAUCGAAAUCGGCCAGAGGCAGUGUCUCUGGUAUCACACGACUCGCUUUGGGUAUUCCGUCCGAGGUGGUCAGGUACUUCUCAUUGGUGCGCAUUUGGUGUCCCUGGCUAGGACCGAGGCACGGGAGAGAGAAAUUCCACUUGACGGAAGAUGCGGUUUUGUCCUCUUUCCUUCGUACCGAUGGGGUAAACCUUGUCAUGCUGGCUGUAUCGGGGGUCAACGACGUGUUGACAGUCUUCCAGUCGGGCAAAAAUGGCGAAGUAGUGGUCAAAGCAAGGAAUGAUAACGAAUCGGAUUCCAAAUUUCAUGUUUUGAUCGCGGCUGCAGAGGAUUUUGAGGUUGCCAUGUCCGCAGUGAUAUACGAGGCGAGAAAGGUUGUGAAACCGUUUGCGCAACCCACAACAAUGGCGGAGGAGCAGGCUCCUCCCUCUCCUCUUGGCGAUGACAUUGUCAUAGUCGAGAAAGACCCACAGACACAGUGGCUUACUGAGUGGGUGGACGGUCUGACCUACUGCACCUGGAAUGGGCUAGGACAGAACCUGAAUGAAGAGAAGAUUCUUGGUGCGUUGAGCACCUUGAAAGAUCAUGGCAUCAAUAUUGUCAACCUGAUCAUCGACGAUAACUGGCAAAGCCUCGACAACGAGGGCGAGUCGAUGUUCAAGCGUCGCUGGGAGAAGUUUGAAGCAAAUGCAAAGGCAUUCCCAAAAGGGCUGAAGCAAACUGUCCAGACGAUCCGCCAGGCCAAUCCUAGUAUCCAACAUAUCGCGGUCUGGCAUGCAUUGCUGGGCUACUGGGGAGGCAUCUGCCCGAAUGGGGAUCUGGCGCAAAGAUACCGGACGAAGGUAGUCAAGUUAAAGGAUCCAUCUGUGGAUGGUCCCAUCUCACAAAAUGUUCCCAGUGGAGAGAUCCUUGCAAUUCAUCCGGAAUCCGUUCAAAAAUUCUACGACGACUUUUACAGCUAUCUCCAAUCAGCCGGCGUAGAUUCGGUCAAGACAGACGCCCAGUUCUUCCUCGACCUUCUGAACGAUCCAGAAGACCGCAAGAAGUUCAUGGUCUCCUAUCAAGAUGCCUGGUCCAUCGCUGCGCUGAAGUACUUUACCACAAAGUCCAUUUCCUGCGGAUCAAUGAUUCCGCAGAUCAUAUUCCAUUCACAGCUUCCUACAAAUAAGCCCACAAUACCGGUGCGAAACUCAGACGAUUAUUUCCCCGAGAUCCCUGCAUCUCACCCAUGGCAUGUGUUCUGCAACGCACACAAUGCGCUCCUCACCCGGUACUUGAAUGUCCUGCCGGACUGGGACAUGUUCCAGACAAGCCAUCCCUACGCAUCCUUUCACGCUGCAGCGCGGUGUAUAUCAGGUGGACCAGUGUAUAUCACGGAUGAACCCGGGAAACACGACCUCAAAGUUCUUAAUCAAAUGACUGCGCCAACAGUUACAGGAAGUACUGUUAUUCUGCGUCCAAGUGUCAUCGGCCGCACCAUCGAUAUCUACCACGACUUCAACGAGAAACAGAUCUUGCGCGUUGGAAGCUACACAGGCUGGGCCAGGACUGGAAGUGGCAUUCUGGGUCUGUUCAACGUGAGCUCCACAGAGGCAUCAUGCAUGGUCUCUUUGAUGGACUUCCCCGGUAUACACGAGGGGUCAGAUGGUCAGUAUAUUGUACGAGCUCACACAAGCGGCAAAGUCACAAGACGCAUGGAACCACUUGAUGGGCAAUCCCUCGUGUCCGUCAAUCUGGAGCAGAAAGGAUGGGAGAUUCUCACGGUCCACCUGACUCGAUCAUUCAAUAUCAAGGAAAAUAAUUCAACUCAUGUGGCUGUCCUUGGUCUCCUUGGUAAGAUGACCGGCGCGGCAGCCGUUGUGAGCUCUGAUAUCUUCAUGGUCGAGAACGGUCGCUUGCGAUUUGACAUCCAUUUGAAGGCGUUGGGAACACUAGGGAUCUACAUCUCUGACUUACGUGAUCGGGAUAUUGCUAAAGACCUUAUGGUCAUGAUCCUUGGACAGCCCAUUCCACCGAAGACCGUUUGGAAAGAGGGCGGUGGUGGUACCACUGUACUAGGUAUCGACGUCCAGGCUGCGUGGAAGGAGAUGAAGCUUGAUAGCGGGUGGAGUAACGAAAUCUUCGUCCAAAUUUUCGUGGCUUAA